CCUUUGACGGCAUAAUCAGGGAUAAGGAUUUUACUAAUGCUGGAGACAUCACACCAGGACUACCUCCAUCGUCCUGUCAUCUGCAUGCUUCAUCUCUGUCAGGCGCUGGUGUCCAUCCUUCUUCAGUAAAUAUUACGGGUGUUGUCAAACCUUACUCGUCCGAGAACCAUGGACGUCAUGUGAAUCACGCAAGGCGGAAGGCAAUCCUAAGAGGAAAUGGUCGUGCUGGCUUUCUGGUCGUUGCCAACGACCGUGAUGAGGAACGAAACAUGGCUACUGAUCCUAUAUGCUUCUCCGAGUCAUCACCUAAACAAGGACCUUCACAUCCUCUCUUUAAAAGCGGCCAGUUGUCUGAUACGUGGCUUAAUGCCGGAGGACUGCAGAAAGACGACCUCCUUCAGCCAGGAGGGGAAAUGAUUGCACAUGGAAGAAAGGUCCAAUUUCUGCAGCAGGAGAACAACUUGCAGUAUUGUGGUCAUUCUUUACUGCCUUACUCAAAGCAUCACCAACCCUCUGGUUGGCCUGCAAGUAACUUCCCUUCGAAUGAGAGCUCUUCCUCCCAACCUCAUGAGCAUACAGCACAAGAUAUGCUGUCCUGCACUGCUUCCCUUGACUCUGCUCAACUUGCUGCUCAAGGAAAGUCUCCUUUUCAUUUUCUAGAAGACAAAUCUGCAGCUUAUGCUGGAAUUGGAAGCAGCCUCCCCGAGUACCAGGUGGACCAGGCAGCACCACAGUAUGGUUCACAGUUGGCAUUGGAGCGAGUUAGCUCGGCCCCUGUUCCGAUCCUUCAAGAAGGCUUCCACGGACAUGCUUUUGAGGACUUUGACGAUGGGUUUGCUGCAGGUUUAUGGUCCAGCCACCCUCAGCAGGGAAUCUUAAUGGAUUCUAUGCAGGUUGAUGGGAGUCAGAAUGAAGCUGGCCAUGAAUCGGAGUUGUUAGCUAUUGCUGCUCUACCUGGGUCCAGCUACAUGGCUAUGGUGACUGGAGAAAAGGACAUUCGGGAUGCUGAUUGUACUCACUUAGGAGCGCAAUUACCGCUGUUUGAUGGCAAGAGCAGUGUUGCUGCUGGAGGUGGUGGUGAUGAUGACGACCCGAAGAAGACUGAAGUGGAGCCUGAAGCCAAGUCUGUACCGAAUAUGUCGUUCAUUCUUGAGGCUGCGCAAGAGUUACUGAUGGAGGUCUGCCGUUGCCCGAUACCAUCUCGCAAGUGGAGGCGAAGGCACGAUGGCAGCAGUUUCGGAGAUGGUACCGGUCAAAGGCCAUCACCAGUGUCAUCGUCUGUCUGUGGUGUGAGUGGACACGGACAGCUGCAGAAUAUCCCUAUCGGUGGCACAAGAGAGCAGGCACAAAGGCUUCGAGCCCUCCUCGUGGAUGUGGAGAAGUCAUAUGGAAAGUACAAGGAACAGAAUACAACCUUAGCUGCUGCGUUUGAUGCUGCCGCUGGCACAGAUGCUUUAUCCCUGCAGCUUGCUGUAUCAUCCCCACGGCCCACCUUCAAUCUUGCUAGUUGUUUUCGCAUUCACGUUCUUUGCAAGUGGGACACGCGUGUGGCUGCAGCCAAGGCGUUAGGGUACAUAGCUCGGAACACACCACAUCCCACAGUGCAGGACCUGCAGAUUGCUGCUUCCACUGUAUCUGGUGAUGAAGGAGCACUAGCAGCACGGAAUGGCACUGCUUCUGCAGCCCCUGAUGGCGAAGGUGCUGCACCAGCUGCUGCAGGAAAUGCUGCUGCUGGUGGCGGCUUGCGCUUCGAGGGCUUUGACAUUUGUCGUGUGUUGGACAAUGGAGCACCGCUUGUGGCAUCAGCUGGCAAGGAAUAUGAUAUUGCAGCAGUUGGGCGAGGGGGAAAGGAGGCGAUUGCCAAGCAGAAGCAAUCCCUACGACGGAGACUAGGUCUGGACGAGUGUGAGCGAUUCAUGGAUAUCACAGUAGAGCAGGUGGCAGCAGAGGGGGAUGACUGGGAGGAAGAGGAGGAGGAGGAGGGGGAAUGGCCCUUGCUGGCGCUUUGUGAACAACUGCUCACAGACAUGUUUCACCCAGUGUGGGAGGUACGUCACGGCAGUAUUCUUGCCCUCAGGGAGGUUAUGUCUGCGCAUGGGAACAGUGCUGCAGUUUGCCGCCCAAUAGUUCCUUCGAAGUGGGCCAGCGCCAAUGGGAAUGAGGAGAGAGAAGAUGAGAAGGGGAAGAUGGAGCUGGAAGUGGUGAAGGAGGAGGAUGAUGGCAAGACUGUACCAGAAAUGAGGGAGCCGGAUGUGGCUUUGGUCAAGGCGCCGAUGGUGAGGUCGGAAAAGGAGGAAGAAGGGGUUAACAAGGAAAUGGAGGGAGUGAAUAAUUGGGGAUUGGAGGGUGUGAAGCAGGAAGUACAAGAAGAGGAGUUUGUAAGUAAGCAAAUGGUAGCUGUGAAGAGGGAGAUUGAGGCGGAGACUUCUCCAAAGGCAGAGGUGAAAGAUGAGGCGAAAGGUGAAGAGGACGGAAUGAAAACGGGAGCAAAGGAGGAAGUGAAAGUAGAGGAUGAGAUGGGAGUAAUGGAGGGGCGACUGGAGGGAGUCAAGGGGGAGGCGAAGGCAGAGACGAAGGGAGGGAGUGGUGGCUGGCUAGGCCUCUCUAUGAGCUCUGAGACGCUUAAAGAAAGCAAUGGAGAGUCCGCAUCUGGGGGCAAGCUUGCUGCUACUGCUGGGGUGUGUGUGAAGGAGGAGGCAGGAGAAGGGGACGGGAAGGGGGAGGAGGAUAACCGAGCUGAACGAUCUGGAUUUGACUUGAACGAGUUGAUGGUCUGUAAGAGGGAGGACCCUGAAGCGAGUGUGACGAAUAAAGAGGGCGUCAUUAACCAAAAUUCUGGAGGGAGGGCGCGUAUGGGCUUGGACUUACAUCUUUCUGAUGGCAUGCAAUCAGAAGAGAUUGGAGAGGGGUCGGUGCGAAAUUUGGGGAAUGAAGGGAGUAUUGAGGAGAGUAAGGUAGAAGCCAAGACGGAUAGGAGUGAAGAGAAGAGCAAGUGUGAGGAAAGUGAGAAAGCUGUGGGAAAGGGGUUGGAUCUGAACAUGGAAGUUUCCGAUGAAGCAAAUGAGGGGAAACCUGUGGAUGAGGGGGAAGUGGCAGAGGAGAAGAGUGGAGAAGAGAAGGAGAGUGCGCUGGUGGUAGCACAACCUGUGAGGCCGGCGGAGAAAGGUGGAACGCCGACAAUGGAAUCUGCAAGGAAGGCACAGUUAGCUAUAGAAGCUGCCAGGAAGGCACAGGCGGAUAAUGAGCUGUUUUUGGAAGAUUGUGCCAUUCGGCUGCUGUGCAUCUUCGCUUUGGACAGGUUGGAAGACUUUGUGUCGGACCAGGUGGUGGCACCAGUGCGGGAGGCGUGUGGACAGGCGCUGGGAGUGGUGCUCAAAUACCUGCCCUCCAGGGCUGUUGCACGCACACUUGAUGUGCUGCUGCAAAUGCAGAACCGAUCAGAGUGGGAAGUGCGGCACGGGGCCCUGCUUGGCAUCAAGUACCUCAUAGCAGUGCGCCAGGAGCUACUGCCCUCCCUGCUGCCCUCUCUCCUCCCCGCCUGCAUCCGUGCGCUGCAAGACUCAGAUGAUGAUGUGAGAGCUGUGGCAGCAGAGGCGCUGCUGCCAGCUGCUAAGACUGUGGGGGAGGGCGUGGACGAAAGUGAUUUAAGGCAGCUGAUGCGGUUGCUGUGGGGGAUUUUAUCAGAACUUGAUGACCUCAGUCCAUCCACUAGCAGUGUCAUGACCCUCCUUGCUGCGCUGCAUGCCCUUCCUCGAGUUGCUGCCCUCUGGUCCGUUUCUCCGUCUGUUGAUGCUUCUGCUGAUGCUAAGCCCGCUGCUGCUGCGGCUGCUGCUGCUUCUGCUGGUGGACAAGUGGAGGACGAUGAGGAGUUGGGGGAAGAUGAAGACCUCGACGACAAGGAAGAAGAGGAGAAUCUAGCUAUAGAUGGGAUUAAACCAAAGAGCAACAAAGAUGCUGCUGCCGGCACUGCUGCUGUUGGUGCCGGAAGGGACUCUUUGCCGCCCUUAGUGGUUCUCGUCCGUCGAUUAUGGCCGUUGAUGCGACACACCAUCUCUGCUGUCCGACUUGCUGCUGUUUCCACUCUCGAGAGGCUCCUUCAAUCCACUGGCACCUUGUCAUCAGAUUCCAGCUCAACGUUACCCUGGGUGGCUGACGUGUUAGUGGACGCGCUGGCAUGUAUUCUCCGUAAUCUGAUUUUGGAGACCCACCCCACGGCUCUUGCCGUCUCCCGCCGUGUCUGGCCUCUGCUCUUGCAACAGGUACCCCCCUCCAGGGUUGCAUCUCUCACUUGCCCCGUGAUUCAACACUGGUACCAGCUCAUCGCCACACCGCCUGGUGGCUCCCUUAACACCUCCCUCCUCUUUGCCACAUCGGCACCUGCAGCUCAAGGGACAGCCAGCAGAGGAAUGGGGACUGAGGGAAGGGGGAGGGGAAGGGUUAGAAGGGGAAGGGGAAAGGGCAAGGGGAAGGAGUUGGAAGGUGUAGCAGCAGGAUCUAGUGCAGGGAGCUCUGCUGCUGCUGGCAGUGCGCUAGGGAGCGGUGGUAGUGGGGUGGUGGUGGUAGGGGCUGAAGGCGAGAGUGCAGCUGUGCGCAUGAGAGUGGACACAAGCCAAGCCAUGGGGCUGCUGCUUUCCUUCUGGCCUGUUGACCAGCUAGAAGGUGGAGUAACCCCGUUGAUAUCCCUCCUGGGGUCCGUGGCUGCCACACAGAAGCAGGUUGGUGCUUUGAUCAUUGCUGCUUGGUUCAGGGAGCUUGAGAGGCGGGAGCUGGGGAAAACGGAGAUGGAGCAAACUGACAAGCAGCAAACAUUGCAGAAGCCGAAUCAGCAGCAGCAGCAGCAGCAGCAGCAUGCGUCAGCCCUUAGCUCUCUACCUGGUCUUUCUUUGGUGCGACCAUCUCCUCCUGUUACAAAACUGCUGACCCAUUUGAUGGCUCUCCUCUCUUCUCCCGAUGCUGGCCAAAGCUACGAGGAGCUCUCUCGAACCUACAACAAGCUCCGAGCCGAAGCUAGUGCUUUGAUCAGCCAUGCCCGAGCUCUGGGGCUAGCAUCAGACACGAUUAGUUCGGCGCUUACACGAGCCGGCUGUGUUGGCUCGGCAGUUGCUCUAGAUAGUAGUACAGCAGGAGAAGCGGGAGGGAAGGGAGGAGGGGAAGAAACUCAUUUUGACAGAUUGAGUCCUGAGGGUGCGUUGGAACUGGCAGGGGCCUUGGCUGGGCUUGCUGGGACAGAGACAUGGGAGGUGGAGAACAGGGAUGCACCUGGUGGUGUGGCUGGUGGAGUUGGGGGAGGGAGAGGGGAAGGAGUUGGAAGGGGAAGGGGAAGAGGAAGAGGCAGGGGAAGGGGAGGAAGUGAGGGAGGGAGAGGAGCUGAGAGGCAACAGGAGCCACAGCAGCAGCAAUGCGUGGGGGAUUUGAUGGAAAGCUGCAGGCGGAGAUUGCUGUCCACUGCGACUUACCUCAAAACUGUGGAGGCCAACAUGCACACAUCUGUCACAGCAACAGUGGCGACAGCAGCAGUACGAGUUGGCCCAAGUCUGCCUUCCAAGCUCAACCCCAUCAUACAACCACUCAUGGCUGCACUCAAGCGAGAAAGGGAGGAGCUUCUGCAGCAGUGUGUGGCGAGCGGCCUCGCAUCUGUCAUCCUGCGCUCCUUGGACCGCCGCCCUUCCCCCAACGAUAGGCUUCUCAAGAAUCUAUCUACACUCGCCUGCUCCGACCCCUCUCAGUGCCCACCACCCUCUGAUGCCAAUCGGGAGGCGGAUGACCCCCUGGAUCCCACCCUCGCUAUGCCUGCUCCGGCUGGAGCAGGGGGACCAGCUGCAAAAGUAGCAGCUGGUGUGAUUGUAAAAGGGGAAGGGGCAGCAGGGUCGCUGGAAGCCAUGAUUGGCCGCAGAGGUGCGGAGCUGUCGUUCAGAGCCUUGGCGGACAACCUUGGCCCAGGCCUUUUUACAAAGCUGCCGAAGCUGUGGGGUCUCCUCACUGAGGUUUGGAAGCCCGGAGAGUCAGAGGGAGGUGGUAGCACAGGGAAGUGCGAUGAGGGAGAACUUUUCAAAGCAGAUCCACUGGCACUAGUCAACACCUUUCAACUCAUCCGGUGCCUAGCCCUUGUCCUCCACACGUCCCUAAUCCCCCAACUGCUCCUCCUCCUUCCACCAGUUCUCUGUUGCACUCGCCAUACCCAUGCUGCUGUCCGAUUCGGCUCAGCCCAGUGCCUGGCAGCACUUGUGUCUCUUCCGUCAGCAGAUCAAACUGUUCUCUCCGCCAUUCUCACUCAUGUCAUUCCUCAGCUCACCAACACACUCUCUGAACCAGCCCGUCGCGGUGCAGCAAGUGUUGUUUCCUCGUUAGUCAAUACCCAAGGCGAGAUGCUAGCACCAUACGCUGCACUCCUAGUCGUUCCCCUCCUAGCUCGGAUGUCCGACCCUAGUCCACAGGUGCGGCAGCUGGUGACGCAGAGCUUUGCCAGGCUCGUGCCUCUACUGCCGCUGGCCCGAGGGCUGCCUUUACCAUCGUUUUUGGAUAAGGAAGGUGCGAGGAAGGCCCGGGAGGAUGCCCGGUUCCUGGAGCAGCUUCUGGAUAAUCGCAAGGCGGAUGAUUACCAGCUGCAAGUGAAGCUGUCGGUGACGCUGAGAAGGUACCAGCAGGAGGGCGUGAACUGGUUGGCCUUUCUGCGCCGCUUCCACCUGCAUGGGGUGCUGUGCGACGACAUGGGGCUGGGCAAGACCCUCCAGGCCUCCUCCAUGCUCGCCUCAGACACAAUCGAGCGCCAAGCUGCUGCCCGUGCAGCUGCUACCGGGCCGACUUCUGCUGGCGAUUGUGCUGCACCUGGUGCUUCUGGAUUCGGAAUUGCACCCACGCCCCUCCUCCCGUCUCUCAUCGUUUGCCCGCCCACGCUUGUUGCUCACUGGGUCUAUGAGAUCGAGAAGUACAUUCCUCCUGGGAUAUUCUUCCCACUGCAGUAUGCAGGCAGUGUUGCCGACCGGCAGAGGAUGCGGGGGCAUCUGAGAAAGCACAACCUGGUGGUAACCUCGUAUGAGGUGUUACGGAGCGACAUUGAUGAGCUGGCAGCCAUCACGUGGCGGUACUGUGUGCUGGACGAGGGGCAUCUGAUCAAGGGCGCCAAGACACGGCUGUCGCAGGCGGUGAGGCGGAUCAAGGCGGAGCAUCGGCUGCUGCUGACAGGCACUCCCAUUCAGAACAACGUCCUGGAGCUCUGGGCGCUCUUCGACUUCCUCAUGCCAGGAUUCCUAGGGACUGAGAAACAGUUCCAGGCGCGGUAUGGCAAGCCUCUACAGGCUGCAAGAGACCCCAAGUGCACUGCCAAGCAAGCAGAGGCAGGCGCUCUGGCCAUGGAGGCCCUUCACCGCCAGGUGAUGCCAUUCAUUCUGCGUCGCACCAAGGAGCAAGUGCUCUCAGACCUGCCGCCCAAAAUCAUCACCGACAGAUACUGCCAGCUCAGCACGCUGCAGCGACUACUGUACGCUGACUUUUCCAAGUCCCAUGCAUCAGAGGAGGUGGUGACAGCAGUAACGGCGGCAGGCGGGGGAGCAGAGGAAGGAGGAGGGGAGCAAGCUUCAACCCAUGUGUUCCAAGCGCUGCAGUAUCUGAGGAAGCUGUGCAGCCAUCCGUUACUGGUGCUGGACCCCUCCCAUCCCCGCCACGCAGCUGCUCUCACAGCAGUUGGGGCCACGGGGGCAGUAGCAGAAGCCGGGCAGAGAGGAGGCAGCAGCAGUGGUGCUGGCAGCAGCGGAGGGGAUGGUGUUGGGGACGUGCAUGACAUAGUGCACGCACCCAAGUUGGUUGCACUGAGAGAUAUUCUGCUGGAGUGUGGGAUAGGAGGAGGAGGGGAGGGUAAGAGUGGAGGGGAUGUGGGAGGUGAGGCCAGCGAGGGCAAUCACCGUGUGCUCGUGUUCGCCCAGCUUAAGUCAUUCCUUGAUAUUGUGGAGGAGGACCUCUUCAAGAAACACAUGCCUGGUGUGUCCUAUCUGCGCAUUGACGGGUCGGUGGAGCCGUCGCGGCGCUUUGACCUGGUCAAGGCCUUCAACUCAGACCCAACGAUUGAUGUGCUGCUCCUCACAACUCACGUCGGUGGCUUGGGGCUGAACCUAACAGCAGCGGACACAGUGGUGUUCUUGGAGCAUGACUGGAACCCAAUGCGGGAUCUGCAGGCCAUGGAUCGAGCCCAUCGCUUAGGCCAGAGGCGGACGGUGAACGUGCACAGAGUGAUAAUGGCGGGCACACUGGAGGAGAAGGUCAUGGGGCUGCAGCGCUUCAAGCUCUCCAUAGCCAACGCGGUGGUCAAUGCUGACAACGCCAGCCUCAAAUCAAUGGACACGUCGCAGCUCUUAGACCUCUUUAAUGCUGGCCCUCCUGCUGCCAGUGCUGGUGCUAAGCAGAAACCAGCAGACUCGUCUUCAGAUGCAGCUCUGGCAGCAGCUGGAGGAGGGAAGGGACUGAAAGCUGUGCUUACAGGCUUGGAAGAUUUAUGGGAUGAGUCACAGGCUUACGUCAGCAUGAAGACGAUCCUAGCGUCCGAGACGAUGGACAUUCCUAAGGACGUGAAGCUGGAGAUUAAGGCGAAGAAGGUCCGCGUGACUGGGCCACGUGGCAAGCUGUUUAGGGACUUCCGCCACCUGAACCUCGAUUUCCAAAUCGUCGAGGAAGGGACGAAGCUUAAGGUCGAUGCGUGGUUCGGCACGCGCAAGACGAUGGCGUCGAUUAGAACGGCCAUCAGCCACGUGCAGAAUCUGAUCAAGGGCGUGACGGUGGGCUUUAAGUACAAGAUGCGCCUGGUGUACGCUCAUUUCCCCAUCAACUCGAGCAUCAGCAGCUCCGCCGACAACAUUGAGAUCCGAAACUUCCUUGGCGAGAAGAAGGUGCGUAAGGUGGCGAUGCUGGAGGGCGUGACGAUAACGCGGUCGGAGAAGGUGAAGGACGAGCUCAUCCUCGAGGGCAACGACAUCGAGCUCGUCUCCCGCUCCGCCGCGCUCAUCAACCAGGUGUGCCAUGUGAAGAAGAAGGACAUUCGGAAGUUCCUGGAUGGCAUCUACGUGAGCGAGAAGGGCAACGUUGUGGAGGAGGCCUGA
This is a messenger RNA of Closterium sp. Naga37s-1, 9086 nucleotides long. Lineage: Eukaryota; Viridiplantae; Streptophyta; Zygnematophyceae; Desmidiales; Closteriaceae. The record is from the annotation of a GenBank genome assembly.